Messenger RNA from Fraxinus pennsylvanica, 1632 nucleotides. The record is from the annotation of a GenBank genome assembly. Lineage: Eukaryota; Viridiplantae; Streptophyta; Magnoliopsida; Lamiales; Oleaceae.
AUGAACCUGAGAAAGCGAUGCGACAGCGAGCAAUGUGCUGAGAGCAUCCGCGUAGCAUGCAGGUGGCACGGACACCCAAUGUCCACGUUGCUCGAAGGCCAGUAUCAACGCAACGUGGACACUAGUGGACACCCCAUGUCACGCAGCUAUACACAAGUUCCAACUCUCUGCGUGGUGUGUCACAAGGUGGAUUCCAACUAUAGACGAGAAUCCCAAAGCCAUAUUCCCAAAAGCCGCAGCAACAACAAUCUCUGCAGCUCAAGAGUUUCAGUUCAAUUCUCAAAGCCUAGUGGAAGAUUUUCUCUUUAUGCUCAAACCGCCAAUGGAGAUAACAAUCAGCCUAACAAUAGCACUGUUUCCAUUUCAGAUUCUCCGGGCGCCAUUUCCACAUCCUCCACUAGACCUACGGUGAAGCGCCACACAAUUUCAGUAUUUGUUGGUGAUGAAAGUGGAAUGAUAAACCGUAUUGCUGGAGUUUUUGCAAGAAGAGGAUAUAACAUUGAGUCCCUUGCAGUUGGAUUGAACAAGGACAGGGCUCUUUUUACAAUAGUUGUGUCUGGAACUGAAAGAGUGCUGCAACAAGUUAUGGAACAGCUCCAGAAACUUGUGAAUGUACUAAAGGUUGAAGACCUCUCCAGGGAGCCACAAGUAGAACGGGAAUUAAUGCUCAUAAAAAUCAACGCAGAUCCAAAGUAUCGAGCUGAGGUCAUGUGGUUGGUGGACAUUUUUAGGGCAAAAAUUGUGGACAUCUCAGAUCACUCGUUAACAAUUGAGGUAACAGGAGAUCCUGGGAAGAUGGUUGCAGUACAAAGGAAUUUAAGUAAAUUUGGAAUCAGGGAGAUUGCCAGGACCGGAAAAAUUGCCUUGAGAAGGGAAAAGAUGGGGGAAUCUGCUCCUUUUUGGCGGUUCUCAGCAGCUUCGUAUCCAGAUCUUGAAGGAACUAGGCCACUUGAUACAGUUCCAAGUUCUGUAAAGAGAACACCUGAUGUAGUAUCCAAUACGUCUAAUGGGGGAGAUGUUUAUCCUGUGGAAACAGCUGAUGACAUUUCAUUCAAUCAAGUUCUUGAUGCUCACUGGGGUGUUCUGAAUGAUGAUGAUGAUACAAGUGGUCUUCGUUCUCACACUCUCUCAAUGCUUGUUAAUGAUGUUCCCGGAGUUCUUAAUCUUGUCACAGGGGUUUUUUCUCGAAGAGGAUACAAUAUUCAGAGUUUAGCCGUUGGUCAUGCUGAAGUUGAGGGGAUUUCUCGCAUUACUACUGUUGUUCCUGGUACAGAUGAAUCAAUUAGCAAGUUGGUGCAACAACUUAAUAAACUGGUGGAUCUUCAUGAGGUUCGGGAUCUUACACAUUUGCCUUUCGCUGAGCGGGAAUUGAUGUUGAUAAAAAUUGCUGUGAAUGCUACUGCUAGGCGCAAUGUUCUUGAUAUUGCUAGUAUUUUUAGAGCCAAAGCUGUUGAUGUCUCUGAUCACACUAUAACUCUUGAGCUUACUGGGGAUCUGGACAAGAUGGUUGCUUUGCAAAGGUUGUUGGAACCUUAUGGCAUUUGUGAGGUGGCUCGAACUGGAAGAGUGGCACUGGUACGAGAGUCAGGUGUUGAUUCAAGGUACCUCCGUGGGUAUUCUUACCCAUUGUAA